UUGUGGGUUUCCUGUGGUGCAAAAGGCGCGGUCACAUUGUUGUAAACAUGGCGGAUAGCAGCAGUGAAGAAAUAGAAUUAACUAAUGGUAGCCGUUUUUAUGGCUACGCGCUUUACACAUACAAUGCCAACAGACAAAACAGUAUUGAUGUUACAGUUCCGGACAUAGAAGAUCCAGACGGGACAGUUCCUCAGCUGAUGAAACAGGAGGCCAUUGCAAAUCAUGACUUUGGCUUAUCUCUGCUGAGUACAGACCUUACAGGAGAACAAGACACAGAGUUGAGGACAUUUAUCGCAAAGCGUUUAGCAAAAGGCACUGUUUACAGCGGUAGUGGUAUUGUUGCUGUUGUUGAUAAUGUCAUGCCAGAUGGUUCUGGAUGUCAAUGCUACUACUGUUUGCUUCGUGGUGACAAGGAGGUUGAGAAUGAUUCUGAUGAAAUGGUUGAUGUGAUGAAUCUAGGAGGAUAUCUGUCCAAAGAUUUUGUUGUUUGUUUUGUUGCUGACCUCAAAUUGGAACUUCAGCUAUUUCAGCUAGAACUGAACAAAUACAGUCUAGAGUUACUCCCAGAGUUGAUGACUCCAAUAGAAUCCCUGGAUGUUAAGGAGCAGUUUGGCCAUCUAAAAGACUGGUACCAAGAGAAUAUCAACUGCUUCUGCCGGUGUGUUAAACUUCUCGAUGACAAGCUACCAUUGCUGAUUCAUUGUGGAUUAUCAAGAGUAAAUGUUGAAGUUCAAAGCACUUAUAGUCAAGCUAAGAAGGAUAUUGAAUUGUUUCUGGAGGCCUGCAGCACUGUAGAUGUCUCAGAUAACAGUACUCUGGAAACGGAGGGGGAUUCCUCGAAGUCCUCUCAGCAAGUUAUUGUGAAUGUCGUGGAUGGCAAAUGCACAUUUAGCAGUGAGGCGACAACAGCGUUCUGUAAGGAGUGGAGUGAGACGAUGCAAAGUGGAGAUACUGAAGACCCUGUCUUCCUACGUCAAGUGAUUGAAAACUACAAAUUGAGGGUCAACCAUGAUAUGAACACCUUAAAGAGAUUACUGCGCCAGGCGGAAACAGAUCAUUACGCAUUGUACAGAUCUUAUCGUUUCCUGGUACAAUCUGGUAAUGGUUCCAUUCUGUUAGAAAACACCAAGCGUGAAUGCCAGGCAGUAUCUGCAAGUGAGACGCUUGAGAUACUGAACGUGCUGGAAGACUACAACACUCGCGCGAAAGACAAGUUCACUUUACACGAGUCGUGACUAGAUGAAUACAACACUCUUGCCAAAGACAAGUUCGUUUUACUCGAGUCGUGACCAGAUGACUACAACACUCUUGACAAAGACAAGUUCGCUCUACAUGACUCGUGACCAGAUGACUACAACAUAUACGCCAAAGACAAGUUCGCUUCACACGAGUCGUGACUAGAUAAAUACAACACGUUAUUCUCCUCACAAAAUCCUGUUUUAUUUCCCGUUUCAAAAGCUGAAAACAAAUAACAAAAAUAGAUAACUAAAUAUAAAAUACCGUUUCCCGAAAAAUGAGUCCCUUGUUUCCGAUUUGAUGGAUUGACCAUUAGGGAUUUGAGCAGGCCUGGAGAAGGAAGGGGGGGAGGGAGCUAAAGGCUUAACCUAUCACUCAACGCAAAUAAUUCAAAUUCCGUUGAGGUCUCCAUCUGACCUUACCAAAACAAGCACUAACAAAGAUCCAUUUGCUGCUCCUACAAUAUGACCAAACGCUGCGUUGGUGGAAGUUGAGCGCCUCCCUCGACUAUAAAAGCGCCUCGCCUAAGAGGAAAAAAAGAAUAAGUAGGACCCACCCCGAAGUGCAACACGACUUCGAUGAUUACUAUAGAAGAUUACUUGUUAACUGAAGGUUAAGCUACGAUAACGGACUACCUUGUUGAGGCAAAAUAUGUAAUAACCUGCCACAUUUGUUAUAACGGCCACAUUUGUAAUAAGGUAGGCCACAUUUGUAAUAAGCUAUCUGAUAUCUCAUGAAAGAAACAUCGUACGACAACCAAACUUGGUAGGUGUCAUAUAUGUGUCAUAUUCCAUGUUUGACGAUGUCUCUAUAGUAAAAUAAUUUUUAUGUUUAUAUUUAUUAUUUAAUGACUCUGUGGAUGACGUCACAUACCACGUGACCACCUGGUUGCACCCCCCUUGACACCUACAUGAAACCUACCAAGUUUGGAUGUCAUACGAUGUUUCUUUUAUGAAAUAUCGGAUAGUUUAUUACAAAUGUGGCCUACCUUAUUACAAAUGUGGCAGGUUAUUACAAAUGUGGCUUCGACAUACCUGCCGCAACAUUACCCUGGUUCCAGAGCCUCGAACGUCUCUCUAUUCAGACUCCUUCUCAACCUCGCUGGCCACUAAAUAGAGAGACGUUCAUGGCUCUGGAACCAGGGUACCGCAACAUCUUCUUAUGACACAGACCCGCCUGGGACAUGAAAAGUUAAGUAAGCGCUGCGGUGCGGUGCUUAUUCGAGCCAGCAUCCCCCCUUUGGUGCUUUUAUACAGGAUUGCCGUCUGGGCCAUUUUGCUCCAGUAGAAAUAACUGUGUUAAAUUGGGACCUGUAUAUUGGUAUAGGCCUCGAAAAUGUUAUAUCUGUUAUCACUGCCGUGCGCACCAGGUUAUGUUUUCCUCUAAUGUUUGUCAUUUAUUCAUUAAUUCUUUUUUUUUAUGUUUUUACGGCUUCUUUAUAGUAACUGAACACGGAUAUUACAAGUCGCGGUUCUACUGGGGCAUUUGUUUUUUUUUCUGGUUUUGGCUUUGCUCAAUUUGUUGUGGUCCGUAUACCAUUUAACAGGUAUCUGGUCUUGACGUAAAACCAAACCGUCAUGUGUAAUUUAUUAUAGUUAUUUUUAAAAAUAUAUUGUGAAAUUGUAGUAUGUUUUGUUAUCAUUUUUAAACAGACAGAAAAGCGAUCGCGAGGGUGAAUCUAGACAAAUAUGUAAGAUGUUUGCGUAGAUCUAAAAUUAAAUAAAAUAUCAACCCCAGACUGAAAAAAAAA
Messenger RNA from Nematostella vectensis (starlet sea anemone), 2986 nucleotides. RefSeq names its product protein Njmu-R1. Gene Ontology annotation, cellular component: trans-Golgi network. Bases 48 to 1235 code for a protein of 395 amino acids. The transcript has 13 exons. NCBI's taxonomy places the organism in Eukaryota, Metazoa, Cnidaria, Anthozoa, Actiniaria, Edwardsiidae. The record is from RefSeq and is a predicted model, not a curated record.